Klebsormidium nitens is the source of this 1769-nucleotide messenger RNA. The record is from the annotation of a GenBank genome assembly. NCBI's taxonomy places the organism in Eukaryota, Viridiplantae, Streptophyta, Klebsormidiophyceae, Klebsormidiales, Klebsormidiaceae.
UCAAUGCAUGAUGUCUGCUGUGAGUGUGAGCUGAUCACAAGAAGUGAGCAUUGCAUGUGGGCAAACGCAGUCCCACCAACGCGCCAGCUUCAGGGGUGCCAGCAUUCUUACUUGUCCUGAUUGAAAUUGAGUCUUUCUUAUAAGCAUUCAAAAGAGAAGCUUUUUCGCCACUGCCUCGAGCUGCAUAAGCAAGCUGCCACCACCAGAAAAGUGUUGCUCAGAGAUUCGCAUAGAGAAUCAAUCUCAAUGGCUGCCGUUUUCAACCACGUUUUUGCUGGCAACCCUCUGCUGCCAGGCAAACGCGAGGUCCGCCAGACUCAAGAGGUUGCUGCUUUGCUCGCAAAUGUUGGAGACGCCUGGUUCCUUCCAGUUUCUGAGGGGAAGCCCCUGGUGGCAGCCUCUCAGUCAGCAGAAAGAGUCGAUUGGGAGCUUGCUUGGCAGACGUCAGAUACGGCAGUUAGAUACUUGAACACGCCCCAGCCAGUAUCGAGCAAUGCUGAGACGUUCAAGAAUCUGCCAACAACAGAGGAUCUUGUGUACGUUGGGGAGUUACAGGGGCGUUCGCACUACGCCUUCAACGUCCCCAAGCAUGAAGGUGGCAAAAGCGCCAGUAGCAGUGGACGCUCAGAUGAGCGCGCUUUGGAGAAGUUUGCCGCGCCAAGUGGGGGCUAUCAAACGGCGUACCUUGAUCUUCGGACUCUGAUGAUGGCCACCACCUUUGGCAAUGCGGAGAGGAAAGAGGACCUUGCCAUUGUGGGCUAUGCAAGAGCACUCCUCGGCUGGCAUGCAAUCAACCAAUACUGCGGCAAGUGCGGCACAAAGACUGCCAGCGUUCAAUUUGGGUUGCGGAGAGUCUGCCAACAGGACUCAUGUCGACUGAAGCUGUAUCCAAGGAUCGACCCAGUGGUCAUCAUGUGUGUUGUGGACAAGGAGCGGGACGUAAUCUUACUGGGCCGUGGCGCCAGGCACCCAAACAAUAUGUACUCGUGCCUGGCAGGUUUCAUCGAGCCGGGCGAGAGCCUGGAGGAGGCGGUGCGGCGGGAAACGCGCGAGGAAGUGGGCAUUGAGAUUGGGGACGUCGUACACCACAGCUCGCAACCGUGGCCCGUUGGUUUCGGCACGCAGCAGUGCCAACUCAUGGUGGGUUUCUUUGCGUUCGCCAAAACCGUCGAGAUAAACGUCGACGAGGCAGAGCUCGCAGAUGCUCGGUGGUUUACCCGCAGUGAGGUCCGGGCCGCCUUCUCAGAGGAAGUGUACGGCUCCGCACAGCGGGAUGCUCAGGAAAAGAUUGCCAAGGCCUGCUUUGACAGAGUGGAAGGUGGAGAAGCAAAGAUAGCGGACUUACGAGGACGGACGGAGCCAUCAGCGUUGUUUGUGCCUGGUGCUUAUGCAAUCGCACAUCAUUUGAUACUUGCGUGGUUGAACAAGGAAACAGGGAAGCUGCUUAGUCGAGUCUAAUCUUGUUUGGGACGAUGCUUAUUGAGAUCAUAUAGCCCGCAGAGCGUACUUACAUUAAUGGUUCGCAAUGGGGGCCCCGGGGCUGCCGCCAUAGCUGGGGGGCCGCCAAAGGACGGGCGGCUCGGCAAGCACGUACAGUAGAACUGAAGCUAUGGUUCAUGGCUAAGCUUCAGGACGUACAGUGCCGGUACACCAAGACGUAAAGUGCCAAGAUCGCCGAGCUUCAUGAAUUAAGGUGGUCAUGCAUAGUUGCAGCAAGAAAAAACAUGUACAGCUAUAUUCCCCGAAUGAUCACUACAAUUGUGCUGCAC